Dreissena polymorpha is the source of this 1666-nucleotide messenger RNA. Its product is annotated as atrial natriuretic peptide receptor 1-like. The transcript has 11 exons. Lineage: Eukaryota; Metazoa; Mollusca; Bivalvia; Myida; Dreissenidae. The coding region runs from base 50 to 1321 and encodes 423 amino acids. Gene Ontology annotation, biological process: cGMP biosynthetic process; protein phosphorylation; intracellular signal transduction. Gene Ontology annotation, molecular function: protein kinase activity; guanylate cyclase activity; peptide receptor activity. The record is from RefSeq and is a predicted model, not a curated record.
GUUAGACUGGGACUUCAGACUGUCGCUGAUUGAGGAUAUCGUGGAGGGUAUGACGUACAUCCACACAAGCAGUAUCGGUGUCCAUGGCAAAUUGACUAGCUCGCGGUGCAUGAUAGAUGGGCGAUUCUUGCUCAAGAUAACCGGAUUUGGACUCAAGUGUUUGAAUGAAGCCGAAAUAAAGAACGAACGUCCUGAAAAUGACACUCUGUCACCGGAACUGCUGUGGAUGGCGCCCGACCCCGAACAUCUCCGCGUCUACCCUGCGAGCCGUCAGCGCUCACAGGCGGGAGACAUGUACAGUUUCGCUGUCAUUUUAUACGAGAUCUGCACGCGAGCCGAGCCGUUUACAGAGGAAUCGUGGUACACAUCUACCAGAGACAUUCUGGAAAGGAUCAAGCAUGGCGGCAUCAAACCUACCCGGCCAACCUUGAACGAGAAUGAACAUUGCACGGAAAUAGUGCAACUUGCUCACCUAUGCUGGAAUGAACUUCCAUCGGACAGACCGACGUUCCACACAGUGAGGAAAGUGGUGAAGAACAUUAGAAUGACAAGAAACAACGGCGCGUCCAAGAACGUUCUGGACGUGUUGCUACAGCGCAUGGAGCAUUAUGCCAACAAUCUGGAGGGUAUGGUCGAGGAGAGGACGCAAGCAUUCCUGGAGGAGAAGAAACGAUCAGAGGAGCUUCUAUAUAAGGUGCUCCCAAGAAGUGUGGCGGAUCAACUGCGGAUGGGGCGCUCUGUAAACCCGGAAGCCUUCGAGUGUGUUACCAUCUACUUCAGUGAUAUCGUCGGCUUUACCAACAUUGCCGCUGGCAGCACACCCUUUCAGGUCGUUGAUUUGCUAAAUGACCUAUACACAUGUUUCGAUGCAAUCAUAGAAAACUACGACGUAUACAAGGUUGAAACCAUCGGCGACGCGUACAUGGUUGCCUCCGGACUUCCGGAACGCAACGGUAACGAGCAUGUGCGACAGAUUGCUCUGAUGUCACUGGAAAUAGUCCACAGUGUAUGCCAGUUUGUGAUUCGUCACCAACCUGAAGUACCGCUAAGGGCGCGUAUUGGAUUACAUUCUGGUCCUGUCUGCGCAGGCGUGGUAGGACGAAAGAUGCCAAGGUACUGUCUAUUUGGGGACACCGUGAACACUGCCAGUCGCAUGGAGUCCAGCGGCGAAGCCAUGAAAAUACAUAUCAGUGAGGCCACUAUGGGGCUUUUGUCAUCGGCUUCCUUCACAAUAGAAGAGCGAGGAAUGAUCGAAGUCAAGGGAAAGGGGCGAAUGCGAACCUACUGGCUUGUGAACGAGCUUGAUACUCAGGGGAAGUAACAAAUGAGAUAGGAAACCGAAACCACUUGCAACGGUUACGUCCCCUGGCUGUUAAUAGCUAUUUAUUUAUUUCUAAUAAGGUUGGUGUAACACCACCCGUACAUGAGUAUCGUUGUGCUGUUGUAAGUUAAUGGACUACACUGACAUUAACAUAAAAGAAGACAAAGGGAACACAUCACAAUUUCAAAACCUUAAAUUAUGACCAAAAGACUUAAACCGCAUAUCAUCACGUGGUUUCACGAUUGGAGCUCGUGCCGUUAGUUUCCAUGUAGCAAACUAGCUCCCAGCCUACCUUGAACAUAUACAGAACAUACAGGAUUCUGCACGAUCAUGCUGAAUAACGCU